Messenger RNA from Exophiala viscosa, 2103 nucleotides. RefSeq names its product fungal-specific transcription factor domain-containing protein. The record is from RefSeq and is a predicted model, not a curated record. Gene Ontology annotation, biological process: positive regulation of transcription by RNA polymerase II. Gene Ontology annotation, molecular function: zinc ion binding; transcription cis-regulatory region binding; DNA-binding transcription factor activity, RNA polymerase II-specific. Lineage: Eukaryota; Fungi; Ascomycota; Eurotiomycetes; Chaetothyriales; Herpotrichiellaceae. Bases 263 to 1834 code for a protein of 523 amino acids. Gene Ontology annotation, cellular component: nucleus. The transcript is spliced from 2 exons.
CCACCUGAUUGCUAAUUCUGUACCCUAACCGCACCCGUAAAUCCCCAAUACUAGUGCCUAUGCACCCCAUAGUCAGCAACCAGAUUGCGACUGGGCGCCCAACAGGACUCUAAGUACUCCGCCCCAUAUCGCGCUAACAGUAUCUUGUCUUGCUUAUCGUCAUCACCAACCCGAACGUCGUUUUAGCAAAGCCCCAGAUCAAGAUUCUGUCGAGAACGCCGGCAAAGUCCAUCGAUGGAGCCUUAGCAUCCUAAGAGCAACGAUGGCAUCAGGAAGGCAACCGAGUCGUUCAGAUCCGGUGUGCGAUACGUGCCGCAGAAAAUGUCGCAAAUGCGAUAGGACGCGGCCUUACUGCAACAGAUGCACAACCAAAGGACUUGUGUGUGAAGGAUAUUCCCUUCAAUUCAAGGUCUAUGACAAGACUACUGGACCGAAGAAGCCUCAAGCCAAGCCGCGGGUUAGGGCCCUAUCAAUUGAAGCAAAUGCAACUACGUGUACUACUCCGGCAUCAAGGCCUCGACGUUCUUCGGCACUAUCUUCGCCAAUUUCGAAUGCAGCACCUUCGAACAGCCCUUUGCAGAUUUCACCAGCAUCAAGUAGCCAGAGCCAAUUGUUGGUGGGAUCCCCUUUCAGCUCUCCCAACCACUCCGCUCAGUUGAACGACCUCCUCUCGGACGAGCAGACGCAAAAUCUCUUGGUUCAUUUCGAUGUUGCUUUAUGUGACAUCCUGAGCACCCUAUCCACAGAACAUCCCAAUCCAUUCCGAAUGUAUAUUUUACCACUUGCUUAUCAACAUGCGGGCCUCCUCCAUGCAAUACUGGGGUUGUCAGCCUGUCAUCUUCGAAGCUCGGAAAUCGACUCAAGUCAAACAACGCAUACAGCAGCCAUACACCAUAAACUUCUUGCUAUCCAAAGCCUGGGUGCUCUCCUCUUGAAAGAAGAGUGCUUCGGCUUGAACGACAUCGAAGAAGAACUCGCCCUUGCUGUUGUAUUGAUACUGGUCCUGGACGAUAUCUGCGAUUCGGGAAAGUCCCUUCACGGUGCCCACUUGAAUGGUGUCGCGUUCCUAUGCUCGCGGAUCGUGGCCAACCCAACCGGGCACAGUCCUUUCAAGACGUUCCUAGUCGCUGCCCUAGCAUGGCUCGACAUAUUACGUGGCUUUACGGGCGCUGAAAAGCUAGCUUUCGCACCCAGUGUGCGGAAGUGGGUUGUCGAUGCAGAUGAUUUCAGCCUCGAAACUGUCGUGGGCUGUCCGGUCGAGCUAUUCUACGCCAUUGGCACUGUACUCGAAGCAGGCAAAGCCUAUCUCGCCAAGGAACUGCCUGUCGAGUCAUUCGAACAAGUCCUGCAUGAGACGGAGAACGACUUGCGUCUAUGGGAUUCAGAUCAGCCCAGCUACCCAACUUCAGACCCAAGCUGGAGAUUACUAGCUCACGCAUAUCGGCAUGCUUGCAUUCUACGAGUCUUGAGGUUCCCGAACACAUUCGCGACGCCUUGCACGGAUUCUCGCGUCAGAGAAUCUGUGGACAACAUCCUCGAGGCUUGCGCCCAAGUCCCAUGGUCGUCUCCUUUGUACAAGAAAAUGCUUUUCCCACUCUUUAUGGCGGGUGCAGACACUACCAUCAAGCAUCAGCAGCACUAUGUUAAGAUCUGCAUUGCUGAGAUCCAACACAUCACAGGAUUUCCACAACCAGCGGUCAUGGCAAUCCUCCAGACCGUAUGGCACGAGCGAACGGCGGCAGAGACAUCUUCUAGUGCACCAGUAAAUGUACCCUGGAUGGAAUAUACUUGUUCGAGCUCAUUGCAACGUCAGCACGACUACCUAUUCUUUUGAUGCCAGUACCCGACGAAACUUCAUUAUGAGCCUCGACCACUCAUUUUCCCUGGACCCAAGAUCAUAGGCACAAGUACAGGAGUUCUUGCGGCCGCCUCACUUGGUCGCGGUUGCCGUUUGGCUAAAUGACGCAACCAGUUGUCGGGCUGUCCAGUGCACCUGACAUGAAGCAACAAAGUGUCACUGCAAUGGCGACCUUGCAUUUUGGUCUGCUCGUCAUUGAAUGUCCAACCAUGCUCGGAGAAAUGUCCCUGCACCAUUGGCUCGAA